GAGGUGCGCGUAGUGGGUGGUUUGCCCGCAGGCCCCCUCCCCCCCAGCAGGCCGGCCGGCUGCAAGGACGCCAGACCCGAAGGGCCCAGCCCAACGGCGUCCCCCUCCGCGGGCACCCCUCCACUCCUUGCGCACUCCAGCGCGUUGGUCGCCCUCCUCCUCUUCCUCGCAAAACCCGCUCCCCGUCGCUGUUGUCCACCGGCCUCUCACUGGGCGGCGCUUUAACUCGUACCUCCACCCGUGCGCCCACACACUGCCUACCUACCCUCUCCCUCGGCGUUCCCUGUCUGACGCCUGGUGCGAGACCUGCCUGCUCCUGGGCCUCGACCCUUUUUCUCCUCCUCCCUCCCAUUCCCAACCAACGCCCCGUUGGAGUCGCAGCUUUUGUUCGCGCCUCGGUGACCGGUCCGUUCAACCCACGGCCGGCCGCAAGCCAUCCAUCAUCAGCAGCGAAUUCGUCUCCACGAUCCCUAUUUCUUGUGCACUGCGUCCGUCCUACGGUGUCUUUAGGUCCCAGCGCGCAACGACCGCCUCCCCCACGGUGUCCUGCCUGUGGCACUCCGCUCUCCCUCUUCCUCACGUCGGCACCCCCUCCUUCGCGGAACGAAUGAUGCUGGGCCACUGGCGUGAAUCCUGUUAACCGUCGCUUAUAUCGAGUUCGCGUUUCGAACGAGUCGCUUUUUCUCUCGCCUCUCACACGACGACCGCUUUCGCCUCGCAUCGAAGCGCCUUUUCGCGCGACCGUUCACACCUUUACCGAACCUGGGGUCCUGCUAUCCUGGUUGCCGCCCUCGCAUCCACGCCAGAUCACCAUCGAUCAUUAUACGACCCUGAUCUAGCAAGACUGCCGUCUGCGCAAUCUUGCCAUCAUCCGUCGGCGCCAUGGUGGACGAUAAUGUGCUGGUGGCGGCGGCCGAGGUGGUUGCCUCGCUUGCCGCCGACUCAAAAGCCUCAUCGUCCUUAGCAAUCGGGCUGAGCUCCCGGAUCAAGCUGCCUGGUCGCGACACACCAGCGAAACGGAAUCUUGAAGCCGAGCUCGAGCAACUGGCACUUCGCGUUGGCCAGCUUGAGAACAGGGCAUCGGCCUCCGCUUCGGCCAUCCUGCCCGAGACCCCAAAUGAAGUCAAUGACUCUCUGUUUGGCGAAGAAGGACUGCGCGAACACGUGGACGGCCAGUCCAAACUCCUGGAUAGGCAGCGACGAGAACUGGUCGGCGUCAACGCCCAGCUUCUUGAGCAAAAGCAAUUACAAGAGCGCGCUCUCGAGGUACUCGAGCAGGAGCGCGUCGCAACGCUCGAGAGGGAACUCUGGAAGCAUCAAAAGGCCAAUGAGGCCUUUCAGAAGGCUCUAAGAGAAAUUGGCGAGAUCGUUACGGCCGUCGCCCGUGGUGACCUGACCAUGAAAGUCCGUAUGAAUACGGUUGAAAUGGACCCAGAAAUCACCACGUUCAAACGGACCAUCAACGCCAUGAUGGAUCAGCUCCAAAUAUUCGCCAGCGAAGUGUCUCGUGUGGCUCGCGAGGUCGGCACCGAGGGUCUCCUCGGCGGACAGGCUCGAAUCGGCGGCGUUGAUGGGACAUGGAAAGAACUCACAGACAAUGUGAACGUCAUGGCCCAGAACUUGACAGACCAAGUGCGCGAGAUUGCUUCCGUCACGACAGCAGUCGCCCACGGCGACCUGACCAAGAAGAUUGAGCGACCAGCCCGGGGUGAAAUAUUGCAGCUUCAGCAGACCAUCAAUACCAUGGUAGACCAGCUGCGGACCUUCGCGUCUGAAGUUACACGCGUCGCUAGAGACGUCGGAACUGAAGGUAUACUAGGCGGACAAGCUGACGUCGGUGGGGUCCAGGGCAUGUGGAACGACUUGACGGUAAACGUCAAUGCCAUGGCCAACAAUUUGACGACCCAGGUACGCGACAUUAUCAAGGUCACGACAGCAGUCGCCAAGGGCGAUCUCACCCAGAAGGUCCAGGCCGACUGCAGGGGUGAAAUUUUCGAGCUCAAGUCAACCAUCAACUCCAUGGUGGACCAGCUCCAACAAUUCGCUCGCGAAGUUACCAAGAUCGCCCGAGAGGUCGGAACCGAAGGUCGCCUCGGCGGCCAGGCUACCGUACAUGACGUUGAAGGAACAUGGAGAGAUCUGACCGAAAACGUCAACGGCAUGGCCAUGAAUCUCACCACGCAGGUGCGCGAGAUCGCCAAGGUCACAACAGCUGUAGCCAAGGGCGACCUUACGAAGAAGAUCGGCGUGGAGGUGAAGGGAGAAAUCCUCGAGCUGAAAAACACAAUCAACCAGAUGGUUGACCGCUUGGGCACAUUUGCGGUAGAAGUGAGCAAGGUGGCCCGAGAAGUCGGCACAGACGGCACGCUUGGGGGCCAGGCCCAAGUUGCCAAUGUUGAAGGCAAAUGGAAGGACUUGACUGAAAAUGUCAACACGAUGGCGUCAAAUCUGACCGUACAGGUACGAAGCAUUUCUGCCGUAACGCAGGCGAUCGCAAACGGCGACAUGAGCCAGACGAUCGAUGUGGAGGCGAAUGGAGAAAUACAGGUACUCAAAGAGACUAUCAACAACAUGGUCUCGCGGUUGUCGAGCUUCUGCUAUGAGGUACAAAGAGUCGCCAAGGAUGUGGGCGUCGAUGGCAAGAUGGGUGCCCAAGCAGAUAUCGCCGGCUUGGACGGCCGCUGGAAAGAGAUUACGACAGACGUGAACACUAUGGCUAGCAACUUGACGACGCAAGUGCGCGCCUUCUCAGAUAUUACGAAUCUCGCCACCGAUGGCGACUUCACAAAGCUCGUGGAUGUUGAGGCCUCUGGCGAGAUGGAUGAGCUGAAACGAAAGAUCAACCAAAUGAUUUCCAACCUUCGCGACAGUAUUCAAAGAAACACCCAAGCCAGAGAGGCUGCCGAGCUCGCCAACAAGACAAAAUCUGAGUUCCUUGCCAACAUGUCUCACGAGAUUCGCACACCGAUGAACGGCAUUAUUGGCAUGACGCAACUUACGCUUGAUACCGACUUGACACAAUAUCAGCGGGAGAUGCUAAAUAUCGUUAAUAAUCUUGCGAAUAGCCUUCUAACGAUUAUCGAUGACAUCUUGGACCUUUCCAAGAUCGAGGCCAGGAGAAUGGUCAUUGAGGAAAUCCCGUAUACGUUGCGAGGAACCGUCUUCAAUGCCCUCAAGACCCUCGCGGUCAAGGCGAAUGAGAAAUUCCUAGAUCUAACCUAUAAGGUAGACAGCACUGUUCCCGAUCAUGUUAUCGGCGACUCGUUCCGCCUUAGGCAAAUCAUUCUCAAUCUCGUGGGCAACGCCAUCAAGUUCACGGAGCACGGAGAGGUCAGCCUCACCAUCAAGGAAUGGGCUGAUCAAGACGACGUUGGGGCUGGCGAAUACGCUGUUGAGUUUGUCGUUGAAGAUACUGGCAUCGGAAUCGCUCAAGAUAAACUAAACCUCAUUUUCGACACGUUUCAGCAGGCGGAUGGGUCGAUGACACGAAAAUUUGGCGGCACUGGCCUGGGGCUCUCUAUCUCGAAGCGCUUGGUCAACCUCAUGGGCGGCGACCUUUGGGUAAACAGCGAGGCUGGCAAAGGCAGCCAGUUCCACUUCACCUGCCGAGUUAAGCUCGCAUCAAACGACACAGAGUCAAUCAAGAAGCAACUCCACCCUUACCAGGGCCAUCAGGUUCUUUUUGUUGACAAGGCCCAGUCAAGCUCGGGUGCGGAGAUCCGAGCGAUGCUAGAUCAGAUCGGCUUACACCCCGUUGUUGUCGAUUCGGAAAAGAGCUCCGCCCUUACACGCCUCAAGGCUGGCGGCGCGCUGCCUUACGAUGCCAUUCUUGUCGACUCAAUCGAUACAGCCAGGAGACUCAGAGCUGUCGACGACUUCAAGUACUUGCCAAUUGUCCUGUUGGCCCCGGUUGUCCAUGUCAGCCUCAAGUCUUGUCUCGACCUAGGUAUUACUUCAUACAUGACGACACCUUGCGCGCUGAUCGACCUCGGCAACGGUAUGAUCCCCGCGCUAGAGAAUAGGGCAACACCAUCCCUGGCCGACAACACGAAGUCCUUCGAAAUCCUGCUGGCCGAAGAUAAUACGGUCAACCAAAGGCUUGCCGUCAAGAUUCUAGAGAAGUACCACCACGUCGUGACUGUCGUUGGGAACGGGUGGGAGGCGGUCGAGGCAGUCAAGGAGAAGAAGUUUGACGUUAUUCUCAUGGAUGUCCAAAUGCCGAUCAUGGGAGGGUUCGAGGCCACAGGCAAGAUUCGCGACUACGAGCGAAGCAUGGGUACCCAUCGAACCCCGAUCAUUGCCCUCACGGCCCAUGCCAUGAUGGGGGACAGGGAGAAGUGCAUCCAAGCCCAGAUGGAUGAAUACUUGUCAAAGCCCUUGCAGCAGAAUCACCUCAUACAGACCAUCCUCAAAUGCGCCACGCUGGGCGGGCCUCUUCUCGAGAAGAACCGCGAGCGCGAGCUAGCCAUCCAGGCCGAUGCAAAGUCCUCGAGUCACAAGGAAACUGGGCAGGGCCUGCUUCGCCCUGCGCUUGAGAAUCGGGCAAUGACGACCCGAGAGCCCAUGACCACAGGCACUCCGGACAGCCGGGGCGUUGCCUCGGCUGACCAAGAAGACCCCUGGGCAAGAGCACGUCGCGAUCUCUCUGAUCUGCGGAGUAUCUCGAGCUAACCGAGGAACCUGGGCGCUCUCAGUGGCUCCUGAGGUCGCAUAGCACUUAGUGGCGCUCUCGUGUCUCGACCGGUCUCGCCGUGCGUCUAGUCGUUUCUAUCCCGCCACGAUCCCGACGUCACUUCGCUGCAUAUCAACAUCAUCGAGGCGCGAUCGAACAGACAAACGUUGACCCUGCCGGACGCGAAGUUCAAAUUUGUCAACUCAUGUACUUUCGGAAUGGCUAAUCGUGGCAUACCCUACCUACGCCACGGCUACAUGACCCAUUUCGGGCCCACUGGCUUAUGAUACUUUGUCUGGCUUGUCCUGCCGGCCACCCAAAGCUCGAAGGUCUAGAGUGCUUCACGCGCCUUGCCUUUGAUCACGCUCUGGCCACACCAGCCCAUUUAUGCUUCAUCCGUUCUGGUUGGCGACGCAGACCCCAAGACUCGAUACCAGCGUCCCUACCCCACAGGGCUCAACAUUAUGCAUGCUUUUAUUGGUUUUUGCUUUAGUCGAGAAGGUCUUUAAUGUCAUUGUCAGACAUCGAUGCGGAUUUUCUUUACUUCCUCUACUGUAUUUUACAUAACGGAGUUUGGGGAGUUUUUGGUCAUCUAGCGUCAUGGUCGUGACCUUUUGUCUGGGUCACUCCAUCUCCGCUUGACCCCGUACCCAGCUGUGAGCGGUGGCGCGCAGAUGGUAGGCAUGGAAGAGCGUCGUGUGCGCUUUGCAUUUUCUCUUGGCAAGCGCAAGAAGGGGCUCAAAAUUCGAGCGACAUUGGACGCUCGAUUCAGCUUUAUGCUUGUCGGAGUUACUUGACUCGCAGGCGUGAAGAUCGAAGGACAUAGCGAGAGAGAAUGUAUGCAUGCACAUACAAAAUACUUCACUUGUGAUUUACAU
Messenger RNA from Purpureocillium takamizusanense, 5550 nucleotides. RefSeq names its product Histidine kinase. Bases 883 to 4671 code for a protein of 1262 amino acids. The record is from RefSeq and is a predicted model, not a curated record. Gene Ontology annotation, molecular function: phosphorelay sensor kinase activity. Gene Ontology annotation, cellular component: membrane. The transcript has 6 exons. Gene Ontology annotation, biological process: phosphorylation; cellular hyperosmotic response; phosphorelay signal transduction system. Lineage: Eukaryota; Fungi; Ascomycota; Sordariomycetes; Hypocreales; Ophiocordycipitaceae.